GCCCUGGCUGGAGUGCAGUGGCGCGAUCUCAGCUCACUGCAACCUCCGCCUCCCAAGUUCAAGCGAUUCUCCUGCCUCAGCCUCCCGAGUAGCUGGGAUUACAGGCGUCUGCCACCACCUCCGGCUAAUUUUUGUAUUUUUAGUAGAGACGGGGUUUCUACUUGAAGCGAUAAAUAGAAUACAAUAUUAAGGUAUUAGAGAAUUUGGGCUAUCACCUAACUCAGGGCAAGGUAUUUUAGAAGAUUUUUCAGGGACAGUAACCCUUAAGCUGAAACUUGAAAGAUAGCAAAGUGAAUGUACGUGUGUGUAUUUGAAGUUUGGGGUUUGGAAAAGAUUCCAGGCAAAAGCAGUAGCAUGUGCGGUAACAUAGAGAUCAAGGAAGCACAUGUUCAGUUCGAGAAACUGUAAAAGAUAAGAACAUGGAUGUGGAGUGUAUUGAGAUGAGGUUAGUGCAGUCAAUUUCAAACUUGUUGGCCGCUUUGCCCAAAGAGGAAUAUAUUUGAAUUUACAACCCAGUACACACAUAUGUAUAACUAGAUGAAAAGUUUUGUAAAAUAAUAUUUAAUUACCUGCACGUUGCUUUGAGAUUUUUUUGUUUUUGAACUUCUCUGUUCUCUUUAUUAAUGCUGGUCAUGAUCCUUUAAUAUAAUUUCAGAAACAGCAAUUUGAAAAUCUCUGGGCUGGAAAAAUAUGCAGGGCCUUGAGAUACAUUGGAUCUUUCUAAGGACUGUAGCAAGUCAUUAAAACAUUUUAAACAGAGUGAAAUGACUGGAUUUUAAAUGUUUAAAUUCACUCUGGUAGCAGUAUAAGGAAUGGAUUGAAGAGAGGCAAUCCUGGUUCAGGGGGACCAGUUAAGUAGCCCUUGCAGUAACUAAGGUGAGAAAUGACAGCUUGAAUUAGCACGUUGGCAGUGGAGAUGGAGGGAAGUGGACAGAUUAAAGUGAUUUAGGAGGUAGACUCAAAAUGAUUUUGUGAUGUAUUUUAUCUGAAGGGACGAGUAUAGUGUUAAUGAUGACUCUUUUAUGCCUAUCUGUAAGGAUCAGGCUUGUUGGAAGAAGGUGAUAGGCUCAGCUAUGGACACUAUGAGUUUGAUAUUGUUACAGGGCAUACAAAUGAGGAUUUGCAGGAGGGAGAGGGCUAUGUAGAUCUGAUGCCUAGAAAAAUCUAGAUGGAGAUAAGUAUUUGACAGUUAAUGGGCUCAUGGGUAGUAGUUGGAGUGUGGGAGUGAACAGUCAGAAACGGCGUGGGCCCAGCCUGAAUUCUAUAGACCAUUGCUUCUCAGACUUGAAUGUGCAUAGGAAUCACCUGACAUCUUGUUAAAACGUAGAACACUGGUGGGAUCAGAGAUUCGACUUUCGUUACAGGCUCCCAGGUGAUGCCAGUGUUCCUGGUCUGUAGAUCACUCAGGCUCUCAAAUACGGAAAAUGAAAAUUUAAGGGACAGGCUGAGGAAAAGAAGGUUACAAAAGAAUCUAGGAAGAAUCAGCCAGAGAAGAGAAAAAUAAGGUGAAGAGAUUUGACCAUGUUCAUGCCCUGAGGGAAGCACCCAGUAAAGAGGAAAUCAAAGUGGGCCAAAUUAUGCUGCAGUAAAAACCAACUGCCAAAUCUUAAUGGUUUAAAACAAGCAAGGUUUGAUUUUCUACCACAUUACUAAAAGAAGCAAACCAGAAUAUCGGUUGACUGCCUAAUGUCUACUGGAGAGGUUAGAAAUUUAGAAAGCAAGGUAAAUUUCAGUGAAGGAGGUGGCCCUGAGGAUAUGAAAGGAAUUGGACUGCAGAGCUCAGGUUGAGGGGUUUGCCUUUAAAAUGCACUUCUUUUAUAACAGGAAAGAAGAGAAAAGGAUAAAUUCUGAUACAGGUGGGUUUAGGUUUGGUGAUAACCAACUAAGGACCUUUUCUUCUUAGGGCUUUUGUUUCGUGAAAAACUGUGUGUGAAUGCUGAGGGCAAACAGAAAGGUGGUAUUGGCCUGUUACAGAUAAUGGGGAGACAGUUUGAAGUAGUUGCAGAUAAUUAGAAAGCUGGUAAGAUAAAUUUGAUGGACAUCAUUUAGGGUUUUUUGCCAGGAACUGAAAACUAGAAGCAGGGUAUUUGAGAAUGUCCAAGAAAGUGGGAAAUAAUCAAAAUUCUGUGAUAAAAGAGAACAGUCAUGAAAAAAGUGUGUUUUGAGAUUCUCCAGGCAAGGAGUGAAAUAAAGUGAAGCGUGAUAGAACUAGAAGAAGGUUGUUGAGGGGGAGAGAGGCAUCCUACAAAAAGGCAAGAUCCAAGUUUGAAAUUAAGGUAUGUUCUCUGCUACCUGCAGCAUCCAGAAACUCAUUGUGGGGAGAACAUCAUUAAAAAAUACGAAUGUCUUUAUUUAGAGUGUAAAUUACGUUUUCAAGGGCUAAUCAUACAUGUUCAUUGUAAAAGAUAGAUUCAGCUGUUCAUUCCUUCCAUUGACAGACUUCUCUGGGGCAUAUAGCAUGUGCCAGAAUUAUAUCUGACAGAGACACUGGCAAAAAGUAUAGGUUACGGAGAGUGAAUAACCUCUUUUCAAAUUAAUAGUAAUAAAAACAAGAUCCUACUACACAACUGACUUAUUUCAUACUUUGGUCAUCUUUCCUGUUUGUAUACUUGCAGAAAGAUCUACCCACUGUUGACCACUGGGUGUACUACAAUUCAACUAAUUGCUUAUUGAUUAGCAGAUGCUUACUUGGUACAUAUGCAUUGUGUAAGGUAUCUUAAAGUCUACCAACUGAUGUUGACUUUUUAAUGAAAACGAAUUUUGUUGUGAUAGUUUGGACUGAAAGAUUGUGUCGAUCUGUUUAUUUUCUGUAGACUGUUACGUUAUCCAGUAAUUCACCUUUCCCCGGGGAUGUGAAAUCUCAUAAAAUUAGAAUAAUCUUUUGUGCUGUUAUGGGCAGGAGGUGGGCAAUGUAUUGUGAAAUGUCAAUCUAGGAAAUUGUUUACUAAACAAAAUACAGAGUAAUGAGUUAACAUGGAAAAGUGAGAACUGUAGGAAUGGCAGAUACAGGUUAUAUUCUAACUAAACAGAUACAUCAAGAAACCUUAAGAGGACUUUUAGUAGAGACAUUUUAUGUCCUGACAACUGAAAUUAGCCACUCAUUUUCACUUCAAAAAAGGAGGUAACGUAUAGUUCAUUUGCUUUGCUUCUUCAUGUUUGUUGUUUUAUCACUAAUAAUUUCUUAUUUUUAUUACAUUAGGUUAUCUUCCUACCCAUGUAAACUUAUGUGAGCUUUCAAAAAGCAUGUAAUACUGAUUAGAAUUAGAAUGUCUUAUAAAACCCUAUCUCUUGUCUUAAACAUGCGUAUGUCUUGUUCUCCUGGGACACAUACUCCUCCACCCACCCUGGGUUUUCAAACUUUAUGUUAAACUUUGUUAUGACCAGCUAUUUUGGUGUUUGUUUAAUUGGGAUAGAAUACAGUGAAGAGAAGAUAAGAGUUGCACUGUACAGAGUAAGGAAAGUAUUUUGUGAAAUUACUUACUCGUAUAUGUGUGUACUGGGUCAUUAGUUUUACUGUGGGUUGCUAUGAAAAACAAAACAGUUGAAAUCUAUUGCUCUAGAUUUUACAGUAUUUUACACAUUGCUGUCUGCUUUCAUCAGUCUCCUUACCCUAGCUCCUGCUUCUCUCUUUUCUCCCCAAAAAUCAAAACCAAACCUCAAAAACCAAAAAUACCUUGAAGAUCAUUCCCAACUGCCUAGUUGUUGGAUACAGUAGUAAUUUUUUCAGUUCUCUGCCUUAGUUAACCUCAAUUUUAUACUUCUGAGUCCUUUUUUAACACCUUUCCUCAUUUCAUAGGGGUGGUUUGUCACUGUGUGCUCCUAGUCUUUUGUUUGUUCUCUUGAUUAUUCCUCUGACUUAUUUUCUUGCCUUGGCCCCGUGAAUGCCAGACUUGGUCAACCGUCUGUCCUCAUCUUUGGAGGUGGUAUUAUUUGUAAAUUAAGAGAAUUCCUGUGUCUCUGUGAUUUCAACUUUGCAGAACACUCCAAAAUUUCUAUCAUAACUCUAAAAGCAAAACCUCUCAGAGAUCAAUUUCCAUAUAUUCAUCUACCUAAUCAUUAUUACAAGUCGGGAAAUUUCAUCAUUGUUCUUAAUUGCCUAAAAUCCAAACUUAGCAUCCUAUUUUUACCUCUAUCACCACUACAUGUACACGAAAAUGUACAGUAACACAGAGCAACCUCCUCCUAAUGAUUCAUCUUACUGCUGCUCUCAGGAUCCACCCUUGAAUUUGAAAACAGUUGUCUUUGAUUCUUUCUUCCUUUUUGUCUCUCCCCAACUUCCACCAAAUAGUCAUUAAGUCCUAUGGUUUCUUUCUUUCGAUUUUUGACUGUUUUCUUUUCAUUUAUACUUUUACCUUCCUCCUCCUUUUGUUCUUUAACCUAACACACUCUAAUUUUCACCAUUCCUUGUGUGUUUCCUUUUGCCUGUGGAUUUAUAUGCACGUUAGAACCUAAGGUUUGUGGUCCCAUAAAUUUUGAAGAAUCUGUUUUUCAACUUUUCAGCUUACUAUAUCUAAAUAUAAAAGUCUCCAGAGAAUUGGGUUUUGGCAUUCAUUCUCUCUUUUUUUUUUUUUUUCACCUUGGACAUUUCUUAGAUGCGUAAAGUUUCUGCAAAGUUUCAUAGUUCACCAAGGACCUUUAUCUUUGUCCAGUCUGUUGUGUUUUAUUCUCAUUCUUUGAAGCAACUGCGUCAUUUGCCACAUUGGAUCACCUUAUGAGCACUGAUCAAUUUUAUUUACUCCUUCUGAGCUCAGCCUUACUUACCAAUGUAUUCUUCUGUUUAGUGUAAGAACUUUCAAAUGUUCAUUACAACCAAACUAUUUCCAGUUUUCAACUUUUUUCGUAAACGAUUUGAGUUUUAAUAACUUCGAAAUUUUAAGAUGAGGAGAAAUUCAUAAUAAUUAGUAUGUGAGGGCUGGGGGUAAGAGAACCAGAGUUGUAGGAAGAGACAUAAAUGAGCUUUCUUUGCCAAUCAUAUUAGGGCUAAUUUUAUAAAUGCUUGUUGGAAAAGGUCUAGAAGGAUAUGUACCAAAAUUUUAACAUUAAUUAAUUAGGUCUAGGAAGGGGGAUUGGGCUAGAGGACACGUGUGGAUAACUUCUUUUAUAUGUAUUUGUUGAACAUGUAUUACUUAGCCUUUAUUUUCUUUAGUAUCAAAUAAUUUUUGCAUAUGCUUUCUUACAUUGACAAAGAUGCUUUUUUCUUUGCACAAACUAGAGAGCCGUAGUACACAUGGAUGAACGACGAGAAGAACAAAUUGUACAGUUACUGAAUUCUGUUCAAGCGAAGAAUGAUAAAGAGUUGGAAGCACAGAUAUCCUGGUUUGCUCCUGAGGAUCAUGGAUAUGGUACUGAAGUUUCUACUAAGAACACACCAUGCUCAGAGAAGAAACUUGAUGUCCAGGAAAAGAAGUUGAUAAACCAAGAAAAAAAAAUGUUUAGAAUCAGGAACAGAUCAUAUAUCAACCGAGAUUCUGAGUAUCUCUUGCAAGAAAAUGAACCAGAUGGAACUUUAGACCAAAAAUUAUUGGAAGAUUUACAAAAGAAAAAAAAUGACCUUCGGUAUAUUGAAAUGCAGCAUUUCAGAGAAAAGCUGCCUUCAUAUGGAAUACAAAAGGAAUUGGUAAAUUUAAUUGAUAACCAUCAGGUAACAGUAAUAAGUGGUGAAACUGGUUGUGGCAAAACCACUCAAGUUACUCAGUUCAUUUUGGAUAACUACAUUGAAAGAGGAAAAGGAUCUGCUUGCAGGAUAGUUUGUACUCAGCCAAGAAGAAUUAGUGCCAUUUCAGUUGCGGAAAGAGUAGCUGCAGAAAGGGCAGAAUCUUGUGGCAAUGGUAAUAGUACUGGAUAUCAAAUUCGUCUCCAGAGUCGGUUGCCAAGGAAACAGGGUUCUAUCUUAUACUGUACAACAGGAAUCAUCCUUCAGUGGCUCCAGUCAGACCCGUAUUUGUCCAGUGUUAGUCAUAUCGUACUUGAUGAAAUCCAUGAAAGAAAUCUGCAGUCAGAUGUUUUAAUGACUGUUGUUAAAGAUCUUCUCAAUUUUCGAUCUGACUUGAAAGUAAUAUUGAUGAGUGCAACAUUGAAUGCGGAAAAGUUUUCAGAAUAUUUUGGUAACUGUCCAAUGAUACAUAUACCUGGUUUUACCUUUCCGGUCGUGGAAUAUCUUUUGGAAGAUGUAAUUGAAAAAAUAAGGUAUGUUCCAGAACAAAAAGAACACAGAUCUCAGUUUAAGAGGGGUUUCAUGCAAGGGCAUGUAAAUAGACAAGAAAAAGAAGAAAAAGAAGCAAUAUAUAAAGAACGUUGGCCAGAUUAUGUAAGGGAACUGCGAAGAAGGUAUUCUGCAAGUACUGUAGAUGUUAUAGAAAUGAUGGAUGAUGAUAAAGUUGAUCUGAAUUUGAUUGUUGCCCUUAUCCGAUACAUUGUUCUGGAAGAAGAGGAUGGUGCGAUACUGGUCUUUCUACCAGGCUGGGACAAUAUCAGCACUUUACAUGAUCUCUUGAUGUCACAAGUAAUGUUUAAAUCAGAUAAAUUUUUAAUUAUACCUUUACAUUCACUGAUGCCUACAGUUAACCAGACACAGGUGUUUAAAAGAACCCCUCCUGGUGUUCGGAAAAUAGUAAUUGCUACCAACAUUGCGGAGACUAGCAUUACCAUAGAUGAUGUUGUUUAUGUGAUAGAUGGAGGAAAAAUAAAAGAGACACAUUUUGAUACUCAGAACAAUAUCAGUACAAUGUCCGCUGAGUGGGUUAGUAAAGCUAAUGCCAAACAGAGAAAAGGUCGAGCUGGAAGAGUUCAACCUGGUCAUUGCUAUCAUCUGUAUAAUGGUCUUAGAGCAAGUCUUCUAGAUGACUAUCAACUGCCAGAAAUUUUGAGAACUCCUUUGGAAGAACUUUGUUUACAAAUAAAGAUUUUAAGGCUAGGUGGAAUUGCUUAUUUUCUGAGUAGAUUAAUGGACCCACCAUCAAAUGAGGCAGUGUUACUCUCCAUAAGACACCUGAUGGAGCUGAACGCUUUGGAUAAACAAGAAGAAUUGACACCUCUUGGAGUUCACUUGGCACGAUUACCCGUUGAGCCACAUAUUGGAAAAAUGAUUCUUUUUGGAGCACUGUUCUGCUGCUUAGACCCAGUACUCACUAUUGCUGCUAGUCUCAGUUUCAAAGAUCCAUUUGUCAUUCCACUGGGAAAAGAAAAGAUUGCAGAUGCAAGAAGAAAGGAAUUGGCAAAGAAUACUAGAAGUGAUCACUUAACAGUUGUGAAUGCAUUUGAGGGCUGGGAAGAGGCUAGGCGACGUGGUUUCAGAUACGAAAAGGACUAUUGCUGGGAAUACUUUCUGUCUUCAAACACACUGCAGAUGCUGCAUAACAUGAAAGGACAGUUUGCUGAGCAUCUUCUUGGAGCUGGAUUUGUAAGCAGUAGAAAUCCUAAAGAUCCAGAAUCUAAUAUAAAUUCAGAUAAUGAGAAGAUAAUUAAAGCUGUCAUCUGUGCUGGUUUAUAUCCCAAAGUUGCUAAAAUUCGACUAAAUUUGGGUAAAAAAAGAAAAAUGGUAAAAGUUUACACAAAAACCGAUGGCCUGGUUGCUGUUCAUCCUAAAUCUGUUAAUGUGGAGCAAACAGACUUUCACUACAACUGGCUUAUCUAUCACCUAAAGAUGAGAACAAGCAGUAUAUACUUGUAUGACUGCACAGAGGUUUCCCCAUACUGUCUCCUGUUUUUUGGAGGUGACAUUUCCAUCCAGAAGGAUAACGAUCAGGAAACUAUUGCUGUAGAUGAGUGGAUUGUAUUUCAGUCUCCAGCAAGAAUUGCCCAUCUUGUUAAGGAAUUAAGAAAGGAAUUAGAUAUUCUUCUGCAAGAGAAGAUUGAAAGUCCUCAUCCUGUAGACUGGAAUGACACUAAAUCCAGAGACUGUGCAGUACUGUCAGCUAUUAUAGACUUGAUCAAAACACAGGAAAAGGCAACUCCCAGGAACUUUCCGCCACGAUUCCAGGAUGGAUAUUACAGCUGACAACUUUUCAGAGGUGGUCUGAAAAGCCAGUUUGACAGCCAUUCUUCAUCAUUGUUUAAAUUUUGGCUGGAUGCCAAACCCUGGGACAUGACGAAUUUUCGUGUGUAAGUAGAAACCUUCAGUAGGUAGUAAAGACUUAAUGUGCAUGACUUGAUGUUAUAUGUAGCUAUAUACAUAUAUAUAGACACACACACACACACACACACACACACACACACACACACUAUAAAAGCAAUAUGUUCUCUGAUCAUAUACUCUGCUGUGGUCAUGCCCACUCUUUGGGAGUAUAUUCCCUUUAUAUAUAUUAUUGUACCACUUGAGAAAUUCCUUUGUUCUGUUACACAAAGUUAAUCUUUCUGCUCAUAAUGAUUGAUGAUACCACCAGUAAAAAUAGGAUGUUUACCCCAAAAAAAGUGUCAAUUAAGAAUUUGAACACAACCACAUUUUUUAAAAUGAAACUUCUAUCGGAAGUAAAUUAAUUUGUUGUAAUAAAGUCCAGUAUUUAAUAAAAUGUACAAUGUUAAAACUCA
Messenger RNA from Symphalangus syndactylus (siamang), 8526 nucleotides. RefSeq names its product DEAH-box helicase 36 (gene DHX36). NCBI's taxonomy places the organism in Eukaryota, Metazoa, Chordata, Mammalia, Primates, Hylobatidae. The record is from RefSeq and is a predicted model, not a curated record. Gene Ontology annotation, cellular component: cytoplasm; nucleus; intracellular anatomical structure. Gene Ontology annotation, molecular function: ATP binding; G-quadruplex DNA binding; G-quadruplex RNA binding.